AGUCGUACUUCCCGACAAAUUGUAUCAAAAAUUGAAGCAAACAAGAUCUAAGAGUUCACCCCGAUGGAAGUGGUCGAUAGCGAUAGAAGUAAGACGACUGUGAUCUCGGUCCGAAUCCCUGAUGGUGCAGAACACGGUGACUCACUUACCUUCGAGGCCAAUGGGCAAAAUUUUACAAUCGAAAUCCCGCCUGGAUCAGUGGCGGGAGAAAUCUUGCAAAUCAAGUUGGGAAAAGGAGCCGAUGAGGAAGAUGCAGAAAUGGAAGGUGCCGGUGUCGAAAAGAAGCCCAGCGACGAUGGUGAAAAUAUCACMAUCGAGAUGGUGACUGGGAAUAAAAUAAGUGUUCUCCAGAGCGCUGAUUGUAAUGCUUCUGAUAGAACUCUUUCGGAUGGAACUUAUCAACUUAUUUGGCCAGCAAGUCGGUUCGUAGUGAAAUAUAUUAGCACCCCAGAGUUUCGCAGUCAAAUUCAGAACUCACAGAUACACUCAGUAAUAGAAUUGGGGGCGGGGCACGGGAUCUUUGGCUUCGCCUUUGCCGAUAUCAUUUCUAAUUUCAGUAGCACCAAGAAAGGUAUAAAAUUACUACUGACGGACGUUGAAGAAGCUCUGCCUCAAUUGGAGGCUAACGUUAGAUUCAAUCGCCAGGUUUACCAAGAGAGAGUUGAAAUAUCAACUUUACCUCUAAAAUGGCACAUCCAACCAAUUUCUGGCACAAACAGUAACAUAGACUUUAUUCUUGGAAGUGAUCUGCUUUACAACUGUUCGGUAAUACCCAGCUUGGUGGCUACGAUAAGAAGACUUCUAUGUAAAUCAACGAGGAUACUGAUUUCAGUGCGGGUACGUACCGGUAUAUAUUCGAAUAAUUGAGCGAAAAUAAUAUGAAUCUAUCCAUUCGCAUAAUCUCACGUUUUGUUUCUCGAAAAAAGUGGCGAAAGCCAUCGGAAGAACGGGUUUUCUUUACGAUGUUGAGCGACAUCAUCGAAUGGAAGUUAGUGCACGGAUCUUGUACAUUAGGAUACCAAAUCUAUGGUGAUGGUUCUUAUGAAUCAGAUAAAUAUUUUUCUCAGACCAUGGUUGGAAUCAAAGGAAAUAUUGUUCCGCUAUCGUAUAUAGACAGCACUACAACUGAACAGAUGAGUGCCGAAGAAUUCGAACAGUUCGAAGAGCUUCAAACUCAAGUUUACCUUGGUGAAGCUAUAGAAAGUUCAAGAGAUUUGGAUCACAGGCAAAAGCGACAAAAAGUAGAAGCAUAAUCACCUCUGAGUAACAUUGUGUUGAGUUCUAACCUUCUGACGUUCUCGGCCUAAACUCGUAACAUCGAUAAUUUCUCGAUCAUAUUUGUUCCGAUAUAGCUCCAAGCUAAAAUUAAGGAUGGCCAGGCAAUAAGCAACAUCUCGAUUA
This is a messenger RNA of Pseudo-nitzschia multistriata, 1401 nucleotides long. The record is from the annotation of a GenBank genome assembly. NCBI's taxonomy places the organism in Eukaryota, Bacillariophyta, Bacillariophyceae, Bacillariales, Bacillariaceae.